Molecule: messenger RNA, 1353 nt
Organism: Anopheles cruzii
Lineage: Eukaryota; Metazoa; Arthropoda; Insecta; Diptera; Culicidae
Gene: tank
Product: etoposide-induced protein 2.4 homolog
Exons: 4
Coding region: 1-1209 (402 amino acids)
Biological process (GO): macroautophagy
Cellular component (GO): endoplasmic reticulum
Source: RefSeq, a predicted model, not a curated record
AUGGAAUCGAUAUACAGAAUAGGCUCCACGGUGCUACAGGGAAUGUUCGACAGUAUCCGAGGCAUUACGGCCGUGUUUUAUCUCGAUAGGGAGGCAAACCGAAAGAUUGGCCAGCCACGCCCCACCAAGGAGAGCCUAUCCUCACAACCGUCUCCCGGUAGCUCUAUUGCGCCGAAACGCACCGAGGAAUCAAAGGUGCUAAAGCGAGUCUUCCAGUGUUCGAUGUUGAACGGUGGCAUCUUUAUGCUAAGCAUCCUGAUCUUCGAGUAUGUCGUACUGCCAGGACUCCACUUCUUUCUGUGGUAUCUGUUCCGUAGCUCGACCACGCUGACGACCGUCUGGGGCUGGAUGCAGCCGUCUCUGUCGCUGCUCUUCAAUUCGUUCUGGGUCGCGCCACUCUUUCUGCUCAGCAAAAUCGUCAACAGCCUCUGGUUCCAGGACAUUGCCGACUCGGCGUACAAAUUUCGCAAGGGACGCCCGCAGCUGAUACCGAGCAUAAGCAAGCUCAUCGCCGACAUGCUCAUUAACUUUCUGAUACAGAUACUAUUUCUGCUGCAGAGCACCCUCGUAAAGUACCUCCCGGUGCCGGUCCCGUUCGUGUGCCGUGCGAUCUACAUGGUUCACAUGAGUCUGCUUUGCGCCCUGUACUCCUUCGAGUACAAGUGGUUCAACAUGGGCUGGGAACUGCACAAACGGCUGACUUACAUCGAGCAGAACUGGCCGUAUUUCCUCGGAUUCGGGCUACCGUUGGCCGUGCUAUCUGAAAUACCCAACUCCUUCAUCAUCAGUGGUUGCGUUUUUUCGGUUCUCUUUCCUCUGUUCAUUAUCAGUGCGAAUGAGGCAACACCGAAGGUGGACAUUUGCGAAACGCCACUGAAACUGUUCUCGAUCGUCGUGGCACUCACCAACGCCCUGUUCCGGGGGCGAACCAAGUCCGGAAAGGCCGCUCUCUCACAGCCCCUCCCGCCGAGCGCCAGUGCGGGAAACAUUCGCGGGCUUACGCCACCGCUCGGCUCAUCCACACCUUCGUUCGGCUUUCAGUCCUCAGCUUUCAUGCAACAGCAGCAACAACACCGGUCGCAUCGACACCACCAUCGGCAGCAUCAGCGAAAUCCGUCUCCAUCGCCGUCGGGCGUCUCGUCAUUCGCGUCCUCCGCCUCCGUCUUGACCGCGCAACAAUCCGUGCUCAGCAGACCUCUUCGGCGGUAGGGAAAGGCGACGGAGACUGGGGAGGUAGUGAGGGACAUGAUAUUGAUACAACGAUUGAAAGCUCAAAUACUAACCGCAACAAAAACGGAUGGACUGAUCUUCUGCUAGAGCAGCUGACAAGAAUUUUGACAGAGCAAGAUUGGC